Molecule: messenger RNA, 903 nt
Organism: Diceros bicornis minor
Lineage: Eukaryota; Metazoa; Chordata; Mammalia; Perissodactyla; Rhinocerotidae
Product: putative vomeronasal receptor-like protein 4
Exons: 1
Coding region: 1-903 (300 amino acids)
Biological process (GO): G protein-coupled receptor signaling pathway
Cellular component (GO): membrane
Molecular function (GO): pheromone receptor activity
Source: RefSeq, a predicted model, not a curated record
AUGAUUUGGAGUAACUUCAUCCCGGGAAUAAUCUUCCUUUCUCUUAUUGGACCUGGAAUUGUGGGGAACUUGCUUAUAUUUGUAGGGCAUGUAUAUACUUUUGUUAUGGGUUCUGAGAAAAAACCCAUAGACCUUAUUCUCAUCCAUUUGGCUUCUGCAAAUACAAUCAUUAUUUGUACCCAAGGGAGCAAAGCUAUAACUGUAGCUUUUCAUCUCAGAAAUUUCCUAGGCAAUGUUGGUUGUAAAAUUGUGGUUUAUCUGGGGAGAGUGGCGCGUGGUCUUUCAAUCUGCACCACCUGUCUCCUCAGCGUGGUCCAGGCCAUCACCAUCAGUUACAGGACCAACUCAUGGAGAAAGCUCAAACCGCAAACUGUAUGGCAAGUUCUUCCCUAUCUCCUCCUCUUCUGGGUCUUUAAUUUCCUGAUAAGCUCUAAUUUGCUCUAUUAUAUCACAGCAGUCGAUAGUUUGAACAGAUCUACAAUUAGACUAUAUAUUGGAUAUUGUUAUAUGCUACCAUCUAGGAAAAUAGUUAGGUGGCUUUUCCCUACUCUCAUGGCUUUGUGGGAUAUCAUCUUUCAGAGUGUCAUGGGCUGGAACAGUGGAUACUUGGCUUUUCGUCUAUAUAAGCAUCAUAAGUGUGUCCUCUACCUUCAGAACUCCAGGUUUCAAAGAAAUCCCAGCCCAGAGAUUAGAGCUACUCAAAGUGUUCUCAUUCUCAUGACCUGUUUCCUUUUCUUUUAUUGGACAGAUUUCAUUUUCUCCUUCUAUAUAGGUUACUUCUUGGCAAAUAAGUACAAAAUAUUAAAUGUUAAAAUAUUUCUAACAUCUGGUUAUGCCAGUCUCAGCCCCUUUGUGUUGAUCAUCAGGGAUGCCAACAUGGCUAAAUGCUGGAGAGCUCACUGA